Vanessa tameamea is the source of this 2667-nucleotide messenger RNA. RefSeq names its product serine/threonine-protein kinase D1 (gene PKD). Gene Ontology annotation, molecular function: ATP binding; protein kinase activity. The coding region runs from base 232 to 2667 and encodes 811 amino acids. The record is from RefSeq and is a predicted model, not a curated record. Gene Ontology annotation, biological process: protein phosphorylation. The transcript has 15 exons. NCBI's taxonomy places the organism in Eukaryota, Metazoa, Arthropoda, Insecta, Lepidoptera, Nymphalidae.
AUGUUAUGGUUGUCAGUGAAGAGAAUGUGACGGGUAGUGCAUGUUUUGUCUUUUGUAUGUUACUUGUUGAUUUUAUUAAUUAAACCUCACGACAAAUGAGUGAAAUUUGACUAUUCAAUUACUUAGUUAAUUAUGAUAUAGUGUUGUGAGUGGAUGCUGUGGAUUGGACCCAACGUUUGCCAUCUCCGGGCGUUGACUGUUCAGGUGGUAGCUGCAGGCUAGAUAUACACGAUGGAGGACGAGGUGACGUUCCUGUUCCAGAUGGGCGUGCUGCGUGACGCGGUCUCGGCCCCCGUGAAUAUACUAACCCUCGCGCAUCUAAAGGAGCUGGCCGUCAAAUUCGUCCAAGAAAAGAUACCCGACAAUGGUCUCAAUCGGCUGUCCGACCGUAUCUUGCUGUUCCGCCACGAUUACUGUUCGCCCAACGUGCUGCAGAUCAUCAAUUCGGCAACAGACGUCACUGACGAGACUCUCGUGGAGAUCGUGCUCACUGCUAAUCCUCUCCUCUGCGAUGGUGCCGAGAGCGCUCCGGCGCCGCGUCCGCACGCACUGGCGGUGCACUCCUACAAGGCGCCCACAUUCUGCGACUUCUGUGGAGAGAUGCUCUUCGGCCUCGUGCGACAGGGACUCAAGUGUGAAGGUUGCGGCCUGAACUACCACAAGCGCUGCGCGGUGAAGGUGCCGUCCAACUGCGAGUCGCCGGCCAGCAGCGCGGCGCCGGGCAGCCGCCGCCAGUCCGCCGCGCCGCGCAGCCCGUCGCGCUCGUCGGCGCACAGUCACGCCUCGCACGGCUCGCACGGCUCGCACGCCUCGCACGACGACUCGCUGGUCGGUGCAGGAACAGGUCCCAAACGGUCCGCAGGCGCCUGGGCGUCCUCUCUGGGCAUACCCCACACCUUCCAAGUGCACACCUACACCCGGCCAACGGUGUGCCGCCUGUGCAAGAAGCUGCUGCGAGGGUUGUUCAAGCAAGGCCUGCAGUGCGGUGACUGUCAUUACAAUGCGCAUCGCAAGUGUCUCCCAUUCGUGCCCAAAGACUGCGGCGGAGAGAUCAGAGAUCACCACGGGGAGAACCAAGACAGCUGCAGCACCAGCAGCGAGAUCAGCGAGAUCAGCGAGAUCAGCGAGCCGCGCGCCGCGCACGACGACGACUCGGACGACGGCGAGCGCGAGCGCGGCGCGCGCGGCCCCCGCGGCCCCCGCGGCCGCCUCGAGGGAGAGAACCGACAAGACGAGGACGAGGAGCCUCAGAGAGAUACCAUCCCCGAACACUCUGCCAGUAGACCCAGCAGUUCGUCGUCAUCCCCGAGCGCCAACAUCCCGCUGAUGCGUAUCGUGCAGUCCGUCAAACACACCAAGAAGCGAGACGGACAGUGGCUCAAAGAAGGCUGGCUCGUGCACUUCACGAACAAGGACAAAACGAUCAAACGCCACUACUGGCGACUGGACAGCCAGUCCAUCACGCUGUUCACUUCAGAGCAGGGCACCAAGUACUACAAAGAGAUACCUCUCAACGAGAUCCUGGCCGUCGACACUGCGAGGACUCCUCAGUCGGACGUGAUGCACUGCUUCGAGCUGCGCACGGCCAACGUGGACUACCUGGUGGGCGUGGACCCCGCGUGGCAGGGCGGCGCCGCGCCGCUGCCGCCGCCCGAGUCGGGCGUGGGCGCCUACCUGGCGCGCUCGUGGGAGACGGCGCUGCGCCACGCGCUGCUGCCGCACCCGCGCGCCGAGCCGCCCGGCGCGCCCGAGCGCGGCGCCGAGAUGGCGCAGCUCUACCGCAUCCACCCCGACGAGGUGCUCGGCUCGGGCCAGUUCGGCAUCGUGUACGGCGGCCUGCACCGCGCCACGGCGCGCCCCGUCGCCAUCAAGGUCAUCGACAAGCUGCGGUUCCCGACCAAGCAGGAGGCGCAGCUGAAGAACGAGGUGGCGAUCCUGCAGAACCUGUCGCACCCGGGCGUCGUCAACCUCGAGCGGAUGUUCGAGACGCCGGAGCGGAUCUUCGUGGUCAUGGAGAAGCUGAAGGGCGACAUGCUCGAGAUGAUCCUCUCUCACGAGAAGGGGCGCCUCACGGAGCGCAUCACGAAAUUCCUCGUCGCGCAGAUCCUGGUAGCGCUGAAGCACCUACACGAAAAAAACAUCGUGCACUGCGACUUGAAGCCAGAAAACGUACUCCUGUCCUCGGACGAGACCUUCCCGCAGGUGAAGCUCUGCGACUUCGGCUUCGCGCGCAUCAUCGGCGAGAAGUCCUUCCGCCGGUCCGUCGUCGGCACUCCCGCCUAUCUGGCGCCCGAGGUGCUCCGCAACAAGGGCUACAACCGCUCGCUGGACAUGUGGUCGGUCGGCGUCAUCGUCUACGUGUCGCUGUCCGGAACCUUCCCGUUCAACGAGGACGAGGACAUCAACGAGCAGAUCCAGAACGCCGCCUUCAUGUACCCGCCGACGCCCUGGAGGGAGAUCUCCGCCGAGGCCAUCGACCUCAUCAACAACCUGCUGCAAGUGAAGCAGCGCAAGCGGCUGUCGGUGGACAAGUGCGCGGCGCACGCGUGGCUGCAGACGGGCGAGGCGCGCGCCGACCUGCGCGCGCUGGAGCGCCGCGUGCGCGCGCGGUACCUCACGCACGCCAGCGACGACGCGCGGUACCCGCCGCUCGCCGGCGGCGGCUGA